Messenger RNA from Phyllopteryx taeniolatus (common seadragon), 1883 nucleotides. RefSeq lists its product as uncharacterized. The record is from RefSeq and is a predicted model, not a curated record. Bases 314 to 1204 code for a protein of 296 amino acids. Lineage: Eukaryota; Metazoa; Chordata; Actinopteri; Syngnathiformes; Syngnathidae. The transcript is spliced from 8 exons.
GCAGGAGGCGGUAUUGCUCCGUUAAAUUGGCUGCCAACCGCCGUAAAAAGGAAAUGUGGGGAGACCUCGCAUGGGUAUUUAAAGACCAGUGUGUACAAGUCUGUUAAGUAAACAAACAAACAAACAAACAAAAUGUGACCUUACGUUUAUUACACGUGUUUUCGUUCACAGCUACGCCGACCGAGUCAUGACUGAACGUUAUGCGGUUGACGUUAGCCACCAGUUGAGCUAGCAUCCUGACCGUUUAAAUUCAACGUUUUCAGCUCAUUAUUCGCUUUAAAAAGAGCGCGCGGGGGGGGGGGGGGGGGGGUAAAUGUUUGGAGCGAGGCGAGCAGUUAAGGCAGACACGCCUCUGAGGGCGCCUCUCAAACGGCGACACGGUAGGGGACGUCACCCAUGUCAAAAGUUCCAAGCGUUACCCGAGGAGGAACCUCAAUGUGACGCCGUUGCCGGGCCUGCCCACGUACGGACCAGCGGUAGGGCUUUGCGAUGUAAAUCCCAGUUUCCACCAAGCUCCAACAAUAUCUGGCCUAUACCAUCAGCAGGAGCAGCAGCGGCUGAGAGAGUCGGCGCUGUGACUUUAGGUCAUCCCGGGUGUCAGGUGAGACCUAGCCCACCUCAAACAGGGCCAACGGGGACGACAUCUGAGAACUCGAGUGACUCCUCAGACGAUGAUGACUUCUGGGAUUCCUUAACCUCCAGUAGUGUUCCUUCCCCGGAGAUCUUCAGACACGACACAGGUAUGUUUGAUUUCUUCUCUGAGGAUGUCACCGCCACGCCAGGGGAUGUCCGGCAGCCCCGGGUGAAGAACUCCACCUUACUGGGCAGGAGCCAUGUCGAGAGCAUCCAAAGGCACCGGCACCCCAACGUCUCCACCGUCCUAUAUGCCCCCUCCAUUUUGGUAAACACAAAGGGCCAGAUGAGUGACCAGGGAGCGACUGCGGACAAUCCCCAAACUCAUUCGGACGAAUCCUUGAAAGGGAAUUCACGGAAAUCCGCCCUCGCCAGGAGGCCCCUCUCUUACAGGAAGGUCCAGCGCUUCAAAAGUCCUUUUGUCGCCGAGCAGAAGGACGCUUCGAGUCUGCGCAAGAAGCAGCCUCCCAAAGUGGACGGCGCAGCCACGUUUUUCCACUUUGACGACGACUCCAUCCGUAAGGAGUUCUUUCGGCAAGCCCGAGAGCGGCACGCCAAACUCACAGGUUAACGCUUGUACGUACAACCCUGCGUCCUGUGAUGCCAAAUAUCGGAUGUAAAUAUAGGAUGUUGCACAGUGGCCUAAUUUGAAAUAUAUAUAUAUAUUUUUUUAAAGAAAAUGUGUUACUUUAUUUCAAGUACUCCUCAAGUAGAAAUAAAUUGUGACCGUUUUAGACUACUUUUAAGAAGGUUUAUGCUGCUGAAUAGGCUGUCAACGCACUACCUGCGGUGCGCAUUCGCAACAGGGUGGCCAUCUUUGAUAGCUAGCUAAGGACGAAAAGCACAAAAUACAUGGGUACUGACGUGGAUACCUUACAUGAAUCAGUCCGCUCGUAAAAGGGUUUAGGGUUAAGGUUAGGAUUAGAAUUAUGUGAUGGUUAAAAUUAGUUUCAGGGCUAGUGAUGGGUACUACCUACGUAUUUCGUCCUAGUGUUUUUGAUGUAGCUAGUUGCACAUGCGUACCGCAGAUGGUGCAGGCAUCUUGACAUAGCCUGUAGAUGUCAGACAUAAAACUUCAUAAAUUCCUGGUUGCUGUUAAUUUCACAUGAAAUAUCCAUUAGUUGUUUUAUUCACUUAGUCACUUGUAGCCAGGGGUUCCGUCCAAAGUAGGGCAAACUACCUCGUUUCUGUGUUGUUUUGAGUCUUUUGUGUAAAAUAAAUGUAUAGCUGUAAAAUAAAUAUUGCAUGUA